Molecule: messenger RNA, 1627 nt
Organism: Periophthalmus magnuspinnatus
Lineage: Eukaryota; Metazoa; Chordata; Actinopteri; Gobiiformes; Gobiidae
Product: dynein axonemal heavy chain 1-like
Exons: 10
Coding region: 37-1407 (456 amino acids)
Biological process (GO): microtubule-based movement
Cellular component (GO): dynein complex
Molecular function (GO): minus-end-directed microtubule motor activity; dynein intermediate chain binding; dynein light intermediate chain binding
Source: RefSeq, a predicted model, not a curated record
ACACGUAAAUCAGUACAAGAAGAUGAAACUAAAGCCAUGGAGAAAGCACAAAUAGCAGAGGCCAUUGCAACUGAUGCUCAGAGAGACUUGGAUGAGGCUUUACCAGCACUAGAUGCUGCACUCACAAGCUUAAAGUCACUCAACAAAAAUGAUGUUACUGAGGUGCGAGCUUUACAGCGACCUUCUCCAGGUGUAAAACUGGUCAUAGAGGCAGUGUGUAUUAUGAAGGGCAUUAAGCCCAAGAACGUACCUGGAGAGAAGCCAGGUACGAAGGUGAAUGAUUACUGGGAACCAGAAAAGGGACUGCUGAAAGACCCUGGUAAAUUUUUGGAGGGCCUGUUCAAUUAUGAUAAGGACAACAUUCCAGAUACUGUGAUCCAGCUGAUCCAACCCUACAUGGACAAUGAGGAAUUUCAACCAGCCGCUAUUGCCAAAGUGUCCAAAGCCUGUAAAUCCAUUUGCCAGUGGACAAGGGCAAUGUAUGUGUAUCAUUUUGUAGCAAAGGCGGUUGAGCCCAAAAGGCAAGCUCUUCAGGAGGUCAGGGAUGAUUUAGCCGUCACCCAACAAAUGUUAGAUGAUUCCAAAGCAAAGCUGGCAGCCGUUGAGGGUGGAAUUGCUGCUUUACAGGCAAAGUAUGACGCCUGCAUAGCAAGGAAGAAUGAACUGGAGUAUCAGUAUGACCUGUGUGAAAAACGGAGAGUUCGUGCAGAUAAGCUCACAGGAGGACUUGCUGAUGAGAAAGUGCAUUGGAAGGAAACUGUACAAAAUUUGGAUUACAUGGUCAAUAAUGUGACAGGAGAUGUGCUUCUGUCCGCUGGUUAUGUGGCAUACUUGGGACCCUUUACUGGGGAGUAUAGGGCUAUGAUGGCUGAGGAGUGGCUUCAUUGUUUCAAGGAGUUAAAUGUUCCCCACACUAAAGAACCCAACUUGAUCAACACACUUGGAGAUCCAGUGAAGAUUCGCUCAUGGCAGAUUGCAGGUUUGCCAAAUGAUAACCUUUCAGCAGAGAAUGGUGUGAUUGCCCAAUAUUCUUUGCGCUGGGCUCUUUUCAUUGACCCUCAAGGAAAAGCCAAUAAGUGGAUUAAAAACAUGGAACGAGGAAAUGGACUUGAGGUUUUGAAGCUUAGUGACAAUGACGUCCUGCGCAGUCUAGAGCACGCGAUACGGUUUGGCAAACCCGUCCUCUUGGAAAACGUGGGAGAGGAACUUGAUCCUGCUUUGAAACCUGUUUUGUUACAGCAGACCUUUAAGCAGUCAGGCAGCACAAUGCUCAAGCUUGAUGAUUCAGUAAUCCCAUAUCAUGAAAACUUCAAAAUGUAUAUUACCACCAAGCUCCCAAACCCACACUACUCCCCAGAAGUCUCUACCAAAGUUACACUGAUAAACUUCACUUUAUCACCAAGUUGACUUCAGGACCAGUUCCUCGGCCAAUUUGUGGCUAUAGAGUGUGCAGACUUAGAGGAAGCUAAAAAUCAGCUCAUUGUUAGUAAUGCUCAAAUGAAACAGGAGCUAAAAGAGAUUGAGGAUGAGAUAUUGCUGCGACUCAGCUCUACAGAAGGAAACCCUGUGGACAAUGAGAAACUUAUUCAGGUUUUAGCAGCUUCCAAAGUCAAAGCAGAAGAAAUUA